GAGAACGGGUAUAGUUUUUUAUUCUGAUUCUCUUCUUUCCAUUAUACAUCAAAUACUUUCUUUUUCUUUCAACAAUACAAUCUUUGCGAUACCAAUUCUAGACAAGCAUAUAGUUGCUAUGGCAGGCAAAAAAGCAAAGUCCAACUUUACUGGACCCGGAAGAAAGUUAACAUCAGGCGAGGUCAUCGUUAACGACAACGAGGAUUACUAUCCAAGUGAGAGUGAUUCGUCUGCAUCGGAUAUCAAUGAGGAUGAAGUAGUUGUCUCAGAUUGUGAGGACGAAGUCGAUGCGGCUGCGGAUGCUGAUCCCAGCGAGUCAGAGGGAGGCGGGGAAGAGGAAGGGGGAGAUGAAGAAGAGGAGUUUGAGUCUGCAGAAGAGGUGCAACAUGAUGAAGCACUGGGCGAAGAUUACAUCGAAACCAUUGAUGAGGUAACGAAGAAAGUUAAGAGAUCAAAACCCGAAAUGUCAGAAGAGGCGAGAAAACAGAAACAAAAGGAAGGGAUUCUUGGCGAUGAUAGAUAUAAACAAUCAAUGAAGAAUGGUAUGACUCGAGCAGCGCGAGUUAUCAAGGAGCAUGAGGCAAACAUUGGCAGAGCUUUUUCAGCUAUAGAUAUGUCAGAUGUUGGCAAGAAGUCGUUGUCUGCAAAGACAAGAGAGGCGCGAUAUAAGCUAUGUGCGAAUGGGAUGUGGGAAGAUAGUGGCAAAACCACUAAGAAAGGCAAGAAAAUUUUUCGAUUGGUAAAGAACGCAACGAACAAUGCAGCCCUCAAGCCAUGUGGGUGUCGUAUAUGUUUGAAGCGUGCCGAUUUUCGAUCUUAUUCAAAGCCGGAUAAGCCUACAAAAUCGACUCGAAGUGGGUUGAAACGAGGGUUCUUCAAGUAUGGAGAAGGCUACAUUCUAGGAGAGAGUGAUAGAAUGGAUAAGAGAAAAAAAACCAAUGAAACUGAGAAUUGAUCAACGUGGUUGAUUAUAUCUAUUUCAGGGGGUUAUCUGUGGCGAUGGGGUUAUUAUCUGUGGCGAUGGGGUUAUUAUCUGUGGCGGUGGGUUUAUUAUCUGUGGCGAUGGGUUUAUCUUUGGCGAUGGGUUUAUUUGUGACGAUGGAUUUUCAUAUGUUUUAUGCUUUUGCUAUUUGAUAAUUGCCUCGUGGUGAGGAAGGGGGAGAGGGGCUCACUGUCAAAGCUUACCAUAGUCAUACCUCGGAACGAACUUGCGAUAUUGGCAUAGCCGCAUCCUCCUGCAUUCUACAAUAUUGAACUAUCAUCGUAGGUCUCAACUUCAAUCAGUAUAAGAACAGGUGGACAAAAAAUUACAUGGAUAUAGAGACAAUUGUGAGUGACAGACAAGGGAAAGAUCAGAUUUGCACCUGUUCCUGCAGCCCUUCUGCAGAGGACAGGCCACAGCAUAGGACAGACUAAGCCUCCAUGUAUGUAAACUUCCUAUACAUGUGCUGUGUAGCAGUACACAUGUCAUAUCAAUGUGCUCGCCCACAAGAAUUGAAGUCUUUGACUUA
Botrytis cinerea B05.10 is the source of this 1511-nucleotide messenger RNA. RefSeq lists its product as hypothetical. The transcript has 3 exons. The record is from RefSeq and is a predicted model, not a curated record. Bases 119 to 955 code for a protein of 278 amino acids. Lineage: Eukaryota; Fungi; Ascomycota; Leotiomycetes; Helotiales; Sclerotiniaceae.